This is a messenger RNA of Microtus oregoni (creeping vole), 4608 nucleotides long. RefSeq names its product ATP binding cassette subfamily B member 8 (gene Abcb8). The transcript has 16 exons. Gene Ontology annotation, cellular component: membrane. NCBI's taxonomy places the organism in Eukaryota, Metazoa, Chordata, Mammalia, Rodentia, Cricetidae. The coding region runs from base 80 to 2224 and encodes 714 amino acids. The record is from RefSeq and is a predicted model, not a curated record. Gene Ontology annotation, molecular function: ATP binding; ABC-type transporter activity; ATP hydrolysis activity. Gene Ontology annotation, biological process: transmembrane transport.
GUCGGGAUGGUGGCCAUAGCUAACAUGGAGCCCUUGGUAGGAUGAGAGUGACCCAUUGCUCCUGUCUUACUGCCUCAUCAUGUUGGUGCACUUAUUUCGGGUCGGAAUUCGGGGUGCUUCAUUUCCAGGCUGGUCGCUACAAUCCUUGCGCUUCCAGACAUUCUCGGCCGCCAGGUCUUCAGAUGACCGAUUCAGCUCCUGCCUCCUCCGGGCGGUGGCCCAGCUCCGGGCUCACCUCCCUCGAGUCCCACCAGCUUCCCGACGGAGCCCCUCUGCCUGGUGUUGGGUUGGGGGAACCUUGGUGGUUCCUGCAGUGCUGUGGCAGCAUCCCCGCCUCUGCCUUGUAGCACUGUGUGAAGCCAAAGGAUCCCGUCCUGCCCAGCACACACCCAGUGCCCUGGAGCUGCGCUUUAACUGGAAGCUGUUCUGGCAUUUCCUUCACCCCCACCUGCUGGCCCUGGGGGUAGCCAUUGUGCUGGCCUUGGGUGCGGCACUAGUGAAUGUGCAGAUCCCCCUGCUCCUGGGCCAGCUGGUGGAGAUUGUGGCCAAGUACAUGAGGGACCGUGUGGGGAGUUUCGUGUCUGAGUCCCGUAAGCUCAGUACCCAGCUGCUCCUACUCUACGGUUUUCAGGGAUUGCUGACCUUCGGAUACCUAGUGCUGCUGUCCCACAUCGGUGAGCGCAUGGCCAUGGACAUGCGGAGAGCCCUUUUCAGCUCCCUGCUCCGGCAAGACAUUGCUUUCUUUGAUGCCAAAAAGACAGGGCAGCUAGUGAGCCGCUUGACUACCGACGUGCAAGAAUUCAAGUCGUCCUUCAAGCUUGUCAUCUCCCAGGGAUUGCGCAGUUGUACCCAAGUGAUUGGUAGCCUGGUGUCCCUGUCUAUGCUGUCCCCACGCCUCACACUGCUGCUGGCUAUCGCCACACCUGCCCUCAUGGGAGUGGGCACCCUGAUGGGCUCAGGUCUCCGAAAGUUGUCUCGCCAAUGUCAGGAGCAGAUUGCCAGGGCAACAGGCGUAGCAGACGAGGCCCUAGGCAAUGUUCGGACUGUGCGGGCCUUUGCUAUGGAGGAGAGGGAAGAGGAACGCUAUCAAACAGAGCUGGAGUCAUGCCGCUGUAAAGCAGAAGAGCUGGGCAGGGGCAUUGCCUUGUUCCAAGGGCUCUCCAACAUCGCUUUUAACUGUAUGGUCUUGGGCACCCUGUUCAUUGGGGGCUCCCUUGUGGCUGGACAGCAGCUGAGAGGGGGAGACCUCAUGUCCUUCCUGGUGGCUUCCCAGACGGUACAGAGGUCUAUGGCCAGUCUCUCUGUCCUGUUUGGUCAGGUGGUACGUGGAAUGAGUGCGGGUGCCCGUGUCUUUGAGUACAUGGCCCUGAGCCCCUGCAUCCCAUUGACAGGGGGCUACUGCAUCCCCAGCAAGGACCUCCAUGGCUCCAUCACCUUCCAGAAUGUCAGCUUCAGCUACCCCUGCCGCCCCGGCUUCGAGGUGCUCAAAGACUUCACCCUGACGCUGCCACCUGGCAAGAUUGUGGCCCUUGUGGGCCAGUCUGGGGGAGGAAAGACCACAGUGGCUUCCCUGCUGGAGCGCUUCUAUGACCCCACAGCUGGCAUGGUGACACUGGAUGGGCACGACCUGCGUACUCUCAACCCCUCCUGGCUUCGGAGCCAGGUCAUCGGCUUUAUCAGCCAGGAGCCAGUCCUAUUUGGAACAACCAUCAUGGAGAAUAUCCGAUUCGGGAAAGUGGACGCUUCUGAUGAAGAGGUGUAUACAGCUGCAAGAGAAGCCAACGCCCACGAGUUCAUCAGCAGCUUCCCUGAUGGCUACAAUACCGUGGUUGGUGAGCGGGGCACAACCUUGUCUGGUGGCCAGAAGCAGCGCCUCGCCAUCGCACGUGCCCUCAUCAAGCAUCCCACUGUGUUGAUCCUGGACGAGGCAACCAGUGCCCUAGAUGCAGAAUCUGAAAGGGUAGUGCAGGAGGCCCUGGACCGGGCCAGCGCUGGUCGCACCGUGUUAGUCAUUGCCCACCGGCUCAGUACUGUUCGUGCAGCCCACUGCAUCGUCGUCAUGGCCAAUGGCCAAGUCUGUGAGGCCGGGACCCACGAAGAACUCCUUAAAAAGGGCGGGCUGUAUGCAGAGCUUAUCCGGAGACAAGCCCUGGAUGCCCCACUGACCUCGGCCCCACCUGCAGAGAAGCCUGAAGACCCCAGGAGCCCCCAGUGGAAAGCCUGAGACCCCCCCCCCCCCCGGGGUCAAGUCACUGCCAAGAGCCAGUCUGGGGCUGGAGCUCUGCUGGGGACAGAGCUCUUAAGGGGCCAGGGUGGGGUGUAGCCUGCACUUCUGCUCCUGUAAAGGAUCUGGGCCUAGCAGCUGGGGUGGGAAGGUGACUUUCCUCCCACCUGUCCUGGCUCAGCUCUGUGAUUACUGUGAUGUACAAGGUGAGGCAGAGUCCCUGAGGCACCUCUGCUUGAGUCUUUCCCUCUGUCCCAGUCCUGCCCAGCACUCUAAGGUUAUUCAGGCCCUCACUGUGGGGACUGAAAAUUCGCGGUCUGGCCAGGCCUGGUAGAAUGGGUUGUAAUUCAGGCACUUGGGAGACUAAAGUAGGAGGAUCGAGGGGUUCAAGGCCACCCGGGCUAUAUAGUGAGACCCUGUCUCAAAUAAGUCCUAAAUAAAUAAAUGUAAUAAAAGGCAAUUUUAAAAGAGACUAAGGCUAUAGCUCAGUAGCAGAGUGCCUGACAUAUAGGAGAGCCUAGAUUUGAGCCUUAGCACUGCCAAUAAAAUAAUAAAAUCCAGGGUUGGGAGUAACCCGGGACCUCAGACCUAGGCUCCACCUCACCCUAGGAAGGACCAUACAUCCCUAGCCUUACCCUUGCAUCCCCAACAAAGCCGCAACCAUGGUCUCUGGCAGGAUGAAGUGGUAGCAGUCUAUUGUACAAGAAGCACCCAGCCUGCCUGCCUGUUCCCUGUGUGCUUCAUAUCUGACCUGGUGAGACUAUAAAAUCGAAGAGACAUUAAAGAGACUGAGACUGGGCCAUGUGCCCAGAUACUGGCAUGGUGGUGCAGACCUGUAAUUCCUGCAGAUGGCAGGUAGAGGCAGGGUGAUCAGUUUGAGAUCAUCCUUGGCUACAUAGAGUUUGAGGCUAGCAAGGCUUUUGUGAGAGCCUGCCCCAAAGGUGGAAGGCACAGCUAAUACACAAGGCAAUAUGAGGUUCAUAUGAGUAGCCAUAAGGAUCAUGGAAGUAGUGGGAUGGUGGCCUCACCUUGAAUGGGGAUAAGCAGACAGCCUGAAUGACAUGAGCAUAUGGCCCCAAAGCUGUAAUUGAGGCAAGUUGGGGCCUCCAUUGGCUUCUCAGGUGUCCAGGGAAGCAUGCAAAGGACCCCUUAGAUGGCACUGAUGCUCCCAGAGCUGCCAAUGCAUUCAUCCACUUAACUUACUCCCAAAGGGUGAUGGCCUUUAGCCUUGGUACUGUAGGUCACUUCCCACUGAGAAUCCAUCCCCGGCCAACCACAUCCAGGUUGUAGGAUUCUGCAGGGCAGGGGAAAGGUGCUGUAACUUCAUGUUCAGACAAACAUUUCAUACUUUUCAUGUGGCAAAGGAUAAUAGUUUUUCAGGAGCGAUGGGCACAGACUGCAGAAACAGCUGCUGCUGGAGGCCAGUGUAGAGGCUCAGUGAGUGCAGAAACUGAGGUGGGUCUUGUGGUUAGGACCAUAUACUGCUGUGAGGACAAGGAACCUACCCCCUAGUCCACAGUGGCCUGGUUCGGUAUCUGUAGUGACAGUCCUGGAAGCUGAGUUCUGGGUGGCUUCAGUUGCCUAGUCACCACCGUGCCCCACACCCCUGCCAAGUGCAGCUUAGAGAAAGGCCUCUGCUUUCCAUAGGAAUUCCCCCAUCUGGCCCGACCCUUGGUCCAGUUGGGCAUAAAAUCUCCCUUACGGGGCAGCCAACCAGCCAGGUGGCUCAGCGUCAUGUACAGUCACCUGACUGGCAGUGUACACAUCACUUAGUGUGAUUCUAAGCCCCCUGACAGCCACAGGAUGGCUACUCACCAGGGAAUGGGACCCUAUGACCAAUGGCUGGUGACCCUACCCUAUCACCCUGGCUUGACUCUGCCAGCCCCUCAGUAGAGAACAGCAGAUUAGCUGGACUUCCUCUCAAAAUAUGUUUCCAAGAGUUAAGGGGGACAUUUUAUAACAAGGCCCUUAAAAGCCACAGUGCAGUGGUCCCAGAAAGCAGUCAGACCUGUGCCCCAAGCCAUUGUAGUCACCUAUCUUUUGUAAGGUGUUACUUGCCACUAAACCUGGGACAGUUUCUGAGACUGAGCCCAGUGUACAUACAAUCAGAGGCAGCGCACUGUGCGGUUGGUGGAACUGCAUCCCCACCACUCAAGGCCUGAAGCUACCAGAAUGAACCUGGUCUCCAGUGCUUUUCAAAGACACGGAAUAUAAAUACAGUUCUGGGGCCAAUGAGAAACACCUGCCACCAAACUGAAGGACCUGAGUUCCAUCCCCCAAGACUCACAUGGUGAAUGAGCACACCCACAAGUUUUCUUCUAACUUCACACACAUUGUGACACACACCCCCAAUAAAUAAUAAAUGAAACAUUAGAAGAAAGUGU